Molecule: messenger RNA, 5015 nt
Organism: Chlamydomonas reinhardtii
Lineage: Eukaryota; Viridiplantae; Chlorophyta; Chlorophyceae; Chlamydomonadales; Chlamydomonadaceae
Exons: 15
Coding region: 246-4964 (1572 amino acids)
Biological process (GO): intracellular signal transduction; cyclic nucleotide biosynthetic process
Source: RefSeq, a predicted model, not a curated record
ACCAUGCGUGAUAACAAAACUGUCCCAAGAUUACAGGACGCGAACAUAUCGUCGUGGUGAUAAAACACACACCAGCAGCAAAUCGAGGCCAGAGGCUUCGUACAAGACUUCUAAAGUAUGUUUUAGGUCUGACGAACGUGCGGCCCGGGGCGAGGCCUCGCUGACAGGCUUCCGGCGAACGGGGCCAUUCGUGUUGGCGAACGGGGCCAUGUCAGUGGUAUCAGGCUUGACUCGUUACGACGAAGAUGAGAGCGCUAAGGCUAUUUGCCCGGCUGGUCGUGGCGCUGCUCGCCCUCACCUGUGUCAGCAAGCCGCAUGAACGCACCUGUGGAGUGUACGCUCACAGCAAUAUCACCAACGAGCCCGAGUUUGUCGAGGAGUGCUUGGCAGCGCUCCUGGAACCCCUGGCCUUCUCGUGCCAGGGAGCAAGGGUGCACGGACCCCUUGCAUUGCCGGGGGGUGGCAACGGGACCACAGCAACAACCGCAGCGCUUCGGCAACCGGGGAUAACCACCCGCGUGCUUUUGGGCGCUGUCUUCCAGUACUGCACGGAUGACGGGGUAACCAGGCCCGUGCGGGUCCUGGUGCCGCCCACCACCACCGGCAGCCUGGUGGCGGCAGCAGCCAAGGCCAUCACAGAUGCGUUUGCUGACUUCCCUUACCGGCGGCGGCCCCUCAUCACAAACUUCACCCAGCCGGCCAGCCUGCGUGCCUACGAGGAUGAGGUGUUGCGGGCAGCGGCAGAUCGCGCGAGCGCGCUGCUGCAUGCUAUUGCAGCAUCGCCACCAGAAGCAGAGGACGGAGCCAAUGGCAGCAGCGCCAGCCAUUCGAGCAACAUCUCGCGCUCUCCAAUUCCUUCGUAUGAUACCAUCUUCAUGACGUACGCAACGAUGCAGGACCUGCGAGCUGCACAGGCCGUCACGGGGCUCGCUGCAAUUUCCAGCAUGGACCAACUCUUCGAGCGGCAGGACAUCCACCCAGCGCUCCUGGGCCUUGUGACAUACGCGGACGAGCUGAGCGCGGUGCCGCUGGACGGCUCGCAGCUGCUGCUGUACGUGCGAAGGGACGUCCUGGCGGCGGCGGGCGCAGCAGCGGCGGCUGGAGGCGCUGGUGGCAGCAGCAGCGGUGGCGGGGGGCUGCGGGUUCCGGACACCUGGGAGCAGCUGCUGGAGGUGGCAGCUGUGACGAAUGGGCUGCAGGCAGACCAGCUGGUGGUGACCGUAAACGCGACCGGCGGCGUGAUGUACGAGCAGGCGCGGCGGGCCGCGGUGGCCGGGUUCUGCUUCCCGCCGUCGCCGCGUGUGUUAGGGGACCUCGCCCUCGCCGUGCUGGCGUCGCUUGUGCAGUUGUCGGGGCCACAGCAGGGCAUGUACUUGAAUCCUGACACGUUGCAGCCGGCAACCACAACCGCCGCCAUGCCGUACGUGUUGUCGUACUUGCGGCGCCUGGCUGCGUACUCGGCCCCCGUGGCCUUCUCGGCUGGUGCGCCGCAGUUCAGCAACGACUUCGCUCUUGGGCGAUGCGCCAUGACGGUCGGCACGGCGGCGCAGUUCAGGCGCAACAGCCACGCCGCGCACCCCGCCGGCCCCUCCGCAGUCAUCGGCCGGGUCACGGCGACGCUGCUGCCGGGCAGUGAUGUGGUGCUGUCAACGGACGGCCGGGAGCUCGUGGGCUGCACUGCUGAUACAUGCCCGCACAGCGAGACCGUUGCGAGGGGGGUGUGGUCGGGCACUAGCAGCACUACCGGCGGCACCACCAACAGCCACAGGCGCCUUUUGGCGACGCUGGGCUCCAACGCCCCCGCCGCCGUCAGUGGGUCCGCGGCCGCGGCGCAAGCCAUGGCCGCAGCUGCUACAUCCGCAGCCGCACCUGCCGCUGCUGCUGCUGCUGCUGCUGCUGCCGGUGCGGUCGUGCGGGUGAACCGGUCACCGCUGCUGGUCCCUGAGGGCCUGGCGGGUGGGCUGGACGGCACGGCUGACGUGAUGGCGCAGCUGUACUCGUGGACGCUGUUGAGCAACUUCGGCGGGCCGGCCGGCAGCUGGACGCUGCUGCUGCAGCCUUCGGCCGGGGUGGGCCCUUGGCGCAGCUCCCACCUGGAGGGUGGCGCCGUGGACCGAUGGUCCGCCGCCGGGUUUGAGGCAGCUGACACGCAGUCAUUCCUGGCCGCGGCCCGCAACACACUGGCACACCCCAACUACGCACCGCCCUUGCGCACCCGCACAGCGCUGCAAUACACGCGCGCGGUGCAGGACGCCGUGUGGACGCUGCUGGACGCCCCGCCCAUUGUGUCCUGGAGCGCGAUGCAGGAGCAGGCGCACCAGCGCGGGGUGGCGCAGGCGCUCAAGGACAGCGUGGGGCUGCUGUACGGCGCUGACACGGCGCCCGUGCCGCGCGCGGUGCUACUGGCUGAGUACCGGAGCAGCCUGGAGAUUCUAGGCAGCCCCAACUGCGUGAGUGCUGAUGAGCCACCGCAGCAGGGAUCUGGGGGCCAGAGCAAGUCAGCGUCAGCUGCCGUGGCGGGCGGCAUUGUGGCGGCCGUGUGCUUCACGGUGCUUGCGGUCCUGGCGCUGCUGCUCGUGUACCGCGUGUGGCGAAGGCGGGGACUGGGGCGGCGGCUGUCGAGCAACUGGCGUGUGUUAGAGGCGCCCAGCGCCUCGCCGGAUACCGCAUUGCUGGUCACCGACAUUGAGGGAAGCACGUCAUUGUGGGAGGCGCUGCCGGAGGAGGUGAUGGACCGAGCGCUGCGUGUGCACCACAUCACCGUCAGAACGGUUGGCCGGAAAUAUUCAGCCUAUGAGAGCGCAACGGAAGGUGACUCCUUCAUCCUGGCUUUCGCCUGUACCGCUAAUGCGGCCCAGUUCGCAUUGGAGCUUCAGCGCACGCUGCUUAUGGCGUGCUGGCCUGAGGAGCUGCUCGAGGUGCCCGGCUGCGCGCCUGUGUACGUGCGCAAGCUGGACUGGGUCGCCAAGGCCAACCAGGUGUCGCUGGUGCCGGCGCCGACACGGUUUGGCGGCGCCGCCUUACCACACGCCUCAGGCCCCGGUGCCAUGCUUGGGGAACCUUCCGCUGCACAUAACGGCCGGGGUCGGCGCAGCUCAAUUGUGCUUGAAGCCCUUGCGUCUCUCAGCUCUACUGUGGGCGGCGGCAGCGGCCAGCUCUCUCGCAUGCUAACCAGUGGGCUGAACGGGGCGGACGCAUCGACACGCAUCCCCGCAGCCAUGGGAGCGCUGAGCGCAGCAGCCUCGUUUCUCUCGGCCCAACGGCUCUCAGAGCUCCAGGCAUCGAGACAUUUACAGCUUUCAGUCUGCUCUCGGAACACCGCCGGCACGCAACCUGCUGACGCCACAAGCAGCACGGAGCCUGCGGCACGCGAAGGGGUUAGCACCCAGAAGCACACACUGCAGCAGCCCGCCGCGGCGGAGUUGCCCCGGGAUGCUCAGGGUGCGCACGGUAGCAACCCUGUGGGCGGCAACGUCAUAGCAGGGGCAGACGCGCGUGGCAGAGGGAGCAUGGAUAACAACAGCGGUGGCGAGGAAGGGGGGCGUCAGCAGCAGAUUGCUGGGAACCAGCAUGCUGGCGCGGCGGCCACACAUGGCGGCGUUGUUGACGCAGCAGCCGCAGAGGCUGCGGCGGUGUUGCCCAGCGGGUUGUCAGACGUACCCCAGCUGCUGCCGGCACUGCCCUCAACGCUGUUGCUUCGGCCGUCGGAUCUCGCGCUCGCGUUCAACUUCGCGCCACAGCACCGCGUGGUGUCAGCUGGCGGCAUCCGCCCCAGGGCUAUGGACGCCGCUGCUGCUGCUGGAGCUUCUUCAUACCUAAGCUUUGGUGAUGUCCUGCACACAACCGCGCCUGCUAGCACGCUUGGCGUGCCGCCGCUUGCAUCUCAACGCGGCGGCAUUGCUACUCAGCCGUUCCAGAAGGGCCUUCACGUGCACUUACAGGCACUGCAGCACCAAAGCAGUGGAGGGGAUGCGCUGGGGCAUCAGCAGGCAACCACAACCGCGGCACUCGAAACCGGCAAAAAAGUGCCGAGCUUCGGCACGAACUUCUGGGCCGCGGCUGCAGCUGCUGCAGCUGCUGCGGGCCUGGUACAGGGAAGCCGGCGCAGCAGCAGGUGGCUGCACUUCUUUCAAUCUGGCGGUGGAAAGGGCAGCCACACGCGGCGGACGUCCACACCGUCCGGCCAUGCGAACCCAUCAGAGGCACCAGAUGCUCUGCUGGGCCCUGACUGCGCCCCCGACAAGCCCGUCGUGCCUCAUGCAAGGGGCGAAGCAGGGCUUCAGUCACAGAGCGUCCAGCAACAUGGAGGUCCAGCCGCGCCCAGGUUCGAGCGCAUGUCGGCCUCUCACGUCGAGAGUAGGCAUGCCCACUACCCCGCCGCUUUCAGUCCACCUGCCGCUGCUGCUGCUGCCAAUACCUGCAGUGCCAGCGGUGCUGCGGCCACUGCUGCUGCCAAUAACUGCAGUGCCAGUGGGGCUGCGGCCACUGCUGCUGCAGCCUCGUCAUCCGCGGCCCUGGCCCUGGCCAACCGGUUCUCUGCCCUGGCGGCAGAGUUGGGACCGGGCGAGUUCUCGGUGCACGGCGGCAAGAAGCUGGCCCAGCGCAACAGCCUGCUUCAGCUCCAGCCGCCACAGCAGCAAGGGCAAAUGCUGGGCAUACGGGGCUGGUCGUUACCCAGACAGGCCUCUCGCAACCGCGCAGCGGGCGGGGGGGCUGCUGGCGCCACUGUUGUGAGCGUGGCCGACACCAACGCAGCAGCCAAUGCUGCUGGAGGAAGCCAACAGCAGCACUUACUAGGCGGCGGCAACAAGCGGCGGGAUCCCUUGCCUGCGCUGCGAACCAGCAACCCGCAGGAGCAUGGGGCCAGGAUCAGCCAGGCGCGCUGUAGCAGCUUUACGGCACAUGCGUCCGGCACGGGGGCCUCAGCAGCCGCGCACCACCAGCUGCCCUCGUCUGUCCCCUAAUGGAGCUGGCGUCCGAACAGCAACAAGGGCACGCAGCGGGUCGAGGGCGAA